CAGGGCGGGUUUGACAGGCCGCUUUACCGCCAUUCUAAACGAAGACGGAGCGCCACCAAAACACUCACACACACUCCCUCUCUCUCUCUCUCACACACACACACACACACACACACACACACUCCCUCAGCAGUGUCGACGCUCUGAACUCGGUCUUUCGGUGGAGAGCAAAACUCAAGCGCGCGCCUCGGUGUGUGUGUGUGAGUGUUUAUGUUUGUUCGUAUGUGCAGGCGGAUAUACCGGAGCGUUACAGCGCGCGCGCUCACCGACUCUCCGCUUCUCAUAACCAACAUCACGAUUCUCCAGGAGGUCCAGUGAGGUCUCUCAUCCCGGGGCGUGAUGUCAGAUCCUGUGGAGCACGAUGGGAAGGAGCUGAGUCCAGUGGACUUCAUCCAGCUGCAGCAGUACAUGGACUACUGCGGUUUGAAGGUGAAAGAUGUGCUGAGGGAAUUCGACACAGAUGGCCAGUUGGCUCAGUACAGGCAUGGAGAGUGCAUCGACGAGGAAGGCUUCCGUCUCUUCCUGAACACGUAUCUGGAGGUGGACGAGUUCCCUCAGGAUCUGUGCGAGCGCCUCUUCAAAACCUUCAAGACCUCCGACGAGGCCAGGGAGGUGUUCCUUAAAGACGUGUCCUGUUAUUUCUCCCUGCUGGAGGACGGGCAGCCUCGAGACAAACUAGAGUUCGCUUUCAGACUUUAUGACCGAGAUGGUAACGGAGUCCUGGACAGUUCAGAAGUGGACCGGAUUAUCGCUCAAAUGAUGCACGCAGCUGCCUAUCUGAGCUGGGACGUGUCAGAGCUCAGACCUGUGUUGAAGGACAUGAUGACAGCGAUUGAUUCAGACAGCAGUGGAACCGUGUCGCUUGAAGAGUGGGUGGAAGGAGGGAUGAACAAUGUGCCUCUACUGGUCUUACUGGGUUUGAAGGUGACUCAGACGGACGGGCAGCACCUGUGGAGGAUGAAGCAUUUUAACAGGCCGGUUUACUGUAACGUGUGUCAGAGCAUGCUGCUGGGGCUGCGCAAACAGGGCCUCUGCUGCACAUGCUGCAGGUUUACCGUCCACGGGCGCUGCGCCAACAGGAAUCCACCUCCGUGCACUCGCACCUACGUCAAAUCCAAGAAGGACACUGGGGUUUCAGUCCACGACUGGGUGAAUGGGAACUGUGAGUCUGGGAAGUGUGAAAAGUGUCAGAAGAAGAUUAAGGGUGUGCACGGAAAAAGCUGUGUAUGGUGCCAUGCUACGCGCCAUAACGAGUGUGCGAACCAGGAGCCUUCAGAGUGUGGCCUUGGCCCACUGAAAGACCACAUUUUACCACCGUGGGCCAUUUACCCAGUCAUUAAGGAGAGGCAAAACUGUGUGAAGAACGGCGCGUCGGACGACUCGGAGUACAACACUACACCUGAUGGACAGGUACUGCAGGUCAUUCCAAUUCCUAACACUCAUCCUCUUCUGGUGUUUGUGAACCCUAAAAGUGGAGGCAAACAGGGUGAGAGAGUUCUGCGCAAAUUCCAGUACUUGUUAAACCCUCGACAGGUUUAUAACCUCUCCAAUGGUGGACCAGGACCAGGGUUGAGCUUCUUCAAGGAUCUUCAGGACUACAGAAUAUUAGUAUGUGGAGGUGACGGGACUGUGGGCUGGAUCCUCGACGCCAUAGAUAAGGCCAACCUGACAGUGCGCCCCCCAGUGGCCGUGCUUCCUCUCGGCACAGGAAAUGACCUCGCGCGGUGUCUGCGAUGGGGAGGAGGUUAUGAUGGCGUGGACCUGAGCCGUAUCCUGAAGGAUCUGGAGACCAGCACGCCGGUACUGAUGGACCGCUGGAGCGUGGAGGUGGUGACGGAGGACAGUCAGGAGCAAGGAGACCCUGUGCCUUAUGAGAUCAUCAACAACUACUUCUCCAUCGGAGUGGACGCGUCAAUCGCUCACCGGUUCCAUACCAUGCGUGAAAAACAUCCGCGGAAAUUCAACAGCAGAAUGAAGAACAAGCUCUGGUAUUUUGAGUUUGCCACAUCGGAGACGAUCUCAGCUUCCUGUAAAAAACUCAAGGAGUGCCUCACCAUAGAGUGUUGCGGCAUUCAGCUGGACCUCAGUAACGUCUCCCUGGAAGGCAUCGCUGUCCUCAACAUUCCCAGCAUGCACGGCGGAUCUAACCUGUGGGGCGAAGCCAAAAAGAGCGACCGAGCGAACCAGGAAUUGCCCGAGGUUAUCGUGGAUCCUGAAGUCCUAAAAGUCAGCCCUCAAGACAUGAGCGAUGAGCGUCUGGAGGUGGUGGGACUGGAGGGAGCGAUGGAAAUGGGACAAAUCUACACGGGCCUCAAGAGUGCUGUCCGGCUCGCCAAGACCUCCCAGAUCACCAUCAGGACAACCAAGGCCCUGCCCAUGCAGAUCGAUGGAGAGCCGUGGAUGCAGCCGCCGUGUACUAUUACUAUCACACACAAGAACCAAGCCUGCAUGCUGAUGGGUCCUCCAGCCAAAUCCUCUGGCUUCUUCAACCUAAAGUAGUGUGUGCGCCUGCGCCUACGCCUGCAUCAGCAACCUGAUGUGUUUGUGUGGUCCAUAUAUAGGAAUUUACACACACACACACACACACACAUUUUAUAUAUAUAUAUAUAUAUAUAUAUAUAUAUAUAUAUAUAUAUAUAUAUAUAUAUAUAUAUAUAUAUAUAUAUACAUAUAUAUAUAUAUAUAUAUAUAUAUAUAUAUAUACAUAUAUAUACAUAUAUAUAUAUAUAUAUAUAUAUAUACACACACAUAUAUGGAUGCUGAAACCAAUGUGGCCAAACUGCCUGUGUGGGUGUGUGCGUGCGUGUAAAAUGAUUAUAUACCCAGAAAAUGAUGCUUCAUUUCAUAUUUUUACCUCGGCGGUGCAUAAAGAAUGCAGUGUUAGUUUUUUCUUGAUCCCCAUCGUGCCAUUGCUGUCCUUCACAGUAGAGAGAAGGUCCAGGUCACAGCAACAACACAUCACGGCAAGAACCACCGCUUUCGUUUUCAGUGACCUAAAUCUACAGCUUUAGAAAAUACUAAUCACCAUUAACAUCAAGGCAUAAACCGGCUGUAUUAGGUUAGGCGAUAGGGUUUAGACUGAAUAUCCGAGCGUGCGAAGCUUGCCAACACAGCCUGUAAUAAAUCUGUGGUGUAAUAUUAAGAUAACAUAUGAAUCAUUUUUACAUGAUUGACUUCAUAUUUCGCCUGGUUAUGCUGAUGUUAUCAAGAGAUGGUUGAUUUUAACUCUUUGGAAACUGACCAUCCUACCAUACUAUGUAGUACAUUAUAACAGCUUGAAGUUUAUUUUAAGUUUAUAACUUAACUGUGUUCAUACUUCUAAAUCGAUAUAUGUAUAUGUGUGUGUGUGUGUGCGUAUAUAUAUAUAUAUAUAUAUAUAUAUAUAUAUAUAUAUAUAUAUAUAUAUAUAUAUAUAUAUAUAUAGACACAUACACAGAUGCUUAUAAAACUAGAUUGUAAUAAGUCACGUGCCUCUUAAGAGCUGACAUCAUUGUCACUUUCUCUAGCUUAGUUCCUGAGAAUGUAGAUCUUUCAGAUUACUGCUUGUAAAAAUGACUGAAUAAAUGUCACAAAAUGUUUAAUUAAAGCCUCGGGGUUUUUUUCCCCCUUCUCA
This is a messenger RNA of Ictalurus punctatus (channel catfish), 3613 nucleotides long. It is a transcript of the gene dgkaa, whose product is annotated as diacylglycerol kinase, alpha a. Gene Ontology annotation, biological process: lipid phosphorylation; diacylglycerol metabolic process; intracellular signal transduction. The coding region runs from base 340 to 2499 and encodes 719 amino acids. NCBI's taxonomy places the organism in Eukaryota, Metazoa, Chordata, Actinopteri, Siluriformes, Ictaluridae. The transcript has 24 exons. The record is from RefSeq and is a predicted model, not a curated record. Gene Ontology annotation, molecular function: ATP-dependent diacylglycerol kinase activity; calcium ion binding. Gene Ontology annotation, cellular component: plasma membrane.